AAGUGGCGGCGGCAGGUUAAGGUUGUUCGGCUGCAAAAUGACCUGCGACACCGGGAACUACCCAGACUGUGAGAGACGGGUGAACGAGGAUAAAGGCGGUAAUGAAUUUCGCUGGUAUAUGGCGUUCUCAGACGUUACAUUCUCAACUGUUACAUGAUUCGGCAUGCAGAAUUCUCAUGAGCAUCCACAUCAUCAAGCUGCUUCAUAUGACAACUUUCCGAAGGGCUAAACAGCAUCUAAAUCUGAGCCAAAACUGUAAUGCAAGAGGCGCAAUCUUUUUCUUUAUCUUCCCCCUUGCACUUUUCCCAUUCUUGCAUGACAAAUCCAUGCAACAGUUGAGAAUGUAACGUAGGGAACGCCAUAAACUACGGCAAUACGAACUGGCAAAGUGCGCGCCUCGACUGCGCAAAUCGCGGCAUAUGAAUCGCAAAAGUAUAGUACUCGUAUAUAUAAAUGCAUGACAAGAAAUUCCCUCAGCAUGAGAAAUGAAAUUUGUAUAUGCGGAUUCACCUUAAGAAAAAAAUUUGUAGUGCAUGAUUGCAAUUACUACGAGUGCGAUACUUUUGCACAGGAUACUACGAGUGCACGCACAUGGUUCUCAAGCCCUCCGUAUCAAAUGCAAAUAUGUCUGGGUCUGGAAGCAGGCUGCAACUUGAACUUCUGAUGCUGUCCCCGGUUUCUAAAAAAAUCUGUGUUCUUGCACGAAAGGCAAGAGGAGUCGACUUUGUGCUCUCACGCGGAGAGGGCAUUUGUCGUGCGGUAAACGCAUCAGAUAGUAGCCCUCAAAAAGUUUGUGAUGCUCGGGCAUGCAUCAUAGACAAGACAUCAUGGGUCAUGCUCAUGCAAAAGGUGCAUGACAAACCUUGGAUUCACAUUCAUCUUCCAGACUGAGACAUACUUGCAUUUGAUACUCGGACUCGUUUGUUUGGUUGAAGAAGACGGAUAUCGACGUUGAAUCGCCCUGGAACGCCGGGGACCGGGACUUCA
Amoebophrya sp. A120 is the source of this 987-nucleotide messenger RNA. Lineage: Eukaryota; Dinophyceae; Syndiniales; Amoebophryaceae. The record is from the annotation of a GenBank genome assembly.